AUGUGUGAGGGGGGGAGCCGCCGGCGAGGCAGCCAGCUGCUGCUGCAGUUUCAUCUUCGCCUCAAGCUCAGUUUGCUGCCAGCAGCAGAUGCAGCAUUUGCUGCUGCAAUCAAAGAACGUGUGCUGCAGCAGCUGCAGCAGCAGCAGCAGCUGCAGCUGCAGCAGCAACCGCAGCAGCAGCUGCAGCAGCAGCAGCAGCUGCAGCUGCAGCAGCAACCGCAGCAGCAGCAGCAGCAGCAGUUGAAACAGCAAGGAGAGCAGCCAACUCUCCCCUUCCCGUUGCUUUCUACAGAGGAAAGGGAGGCAUUUGCUGCUGCUGCUGAUGCGCAGCAGCAGCAGCAGCAGCAGAAGCAGCAGCAGCAGCAGCAACAGCAGCAGCUGCUGCUGUCGCUUCCCCGCGAGCACCUGGUGGAGAAUUUAAAUGAAGAUAUGAAACGCCUGGGGUGGGGCUCUGCUGCUGCUGCUGCUCCUUCUGCUGCUGCUGCUGCUGCUGCAGUGGAUUUUUCAUCCCCAGCAAACUCUGAAGGCUGCCUGUCAGUAGCAGCAGCAGCAACAGCAGCAACAGAAGCAGCAGAUGCAGCAGCAGAAGCAGCAGAAGCAGCAGCAGCAGCAGUUGAGCGUCAAAGCGAUUGCGGUGCAGCCACAACUCCUCAGCAGCAGCAGCAGCAGCAGCAGCAGCAGCAAAAGCAGCAGCAGCAGCAGCAGCAGGAAGAACAGGAGCAGCAGAUGUGCGCAUUGAAGGAGAAGAUAGCCGAGUUGGAGUUGCAGCAGCUGCUGCAGCAGCGCGAGUGUGCAGCAGCAACUGCUGCUGCUGCUGCACUGCAGCAGCAGCUGCUGCUGCUGCAGCAAGACAAUAGAUAUCUACGUACACACUUCCGUCGGGGUUUUGUCUUCACCUCAGAUCACUCUGCUGCUGCUGCUGCUGCUGCUGCAGAUAAGCUGCAACAAACCCCAAAUGAAAACACACAGCAGCAGCAGCAGGAGCAGCAGCAGCAGCAGGAGCAGCAGCAGCAGCAGCAGCAGCAGAAGCAGAGUGACAUCUACGUUGAAUCUACGCGCUGCAGCACCGACCUGCUGCAGCAGAAAGUUGCGGUGUAUAGGCAGCAGCUGCUGCUUCUCUCUGAGGAAAACCAGAGGCUUAAAAAGCAGGCAGCAGCAGCAGCAGCAGCAACAACAACAGCAGCAGCAACACAAGCUACAGGCCUCUAG
Molecule: messenger RNA, 1209 nt
Organism: Eimeria mitis
Lineage: Eukaryota; Apicomplexa; Conoidasida; Eucoccidiorida; Eimeriidae
Exons: 1
Coding region: 1-1209 (402 amino acids)
Source: RefSeq, a predicted model, not a curated record